This is a messenger RNA of Papilio xuthus (Asian swallowtail), 2010 nucleotides long. RefSeq names its product heterogeneous nuclear ribonucleoprotein 87F-like. Bases 187 to 1140 code for a protein of 317 amino acids. Gene Ontology annotation, cellular component: catalytic step 2 spliceosome. The transcript has 6 exons. NCBI's taxonomy places the organism in Eukaryota, Metazoa, Arthropoda, Insecta, Lepidoptera, Papilionidae. Gene Ontology annotation, molecular function: mRNA 3'-UTR binding. The record is from RefSeq and is a predicted model, not a curated record. Gene Ontology annotation, biological process: mRNA splicing, via spliceosome.
AGGAAGCGAUCGUCGAGCGUCGCACUCCCUCGCGCUACUCUACAAUUUCUUUCUUUUUAGCGUGGCGUCGGUUUGUAACGGUAGUGUUUAAUCGUAAUUUGGGAGUUUUCUAAUUUGCGCUAAAAAGUUAUUUGAAUUGUUUUGUUGUCUUCUUAUUUCGCUACUCCAUUUAUCAAGCUUUUCAUAAUGAGGCCGCAGCAAAAUGGAGAUGAUGGUUAUGAGGAACCCGAAGUUCAUCGUAAAAUCUUCAUCGGGGGAUUAAAUUACAGAACGACUGAUGAAUCUUUAAAAGCACAUUUUGAGAAAUGGGGCGAAAUCGUGGACGUCGUCGUUAUGAAAGAUACGAAGACCAAGAGGUCUCGUGGUUUCGGCUUUAUUACUUAUUCCAAAGCCCACAUGGUUGACGAUGCGCAGAACAAUAGGCCUCAUACAAUUGAUUCACGCGUGGUGGAAACAAAACGUGCCGUAGCUAGACAGGAUAUUAAAAAUCCCGAGGCAGGAGCUACAGUUAGAAAACUUUUCAUCGGCGGAAUUAAAGAUGACCACACUGAAGAUCAAUUGCGAGAAUAUUUCUCUAAUUACGGAAAUGUACAGAAUGUUAGCAUUGUCACUGAUAAAGCUACUGGAAAGAAGCGUGGUUUCGGAUUCGUUGAAUUUGAUGACUAUGACCCAGUAGACAAAGUUUGCUUAAAUGCCCCUCAUAAAAUUAAUGGGAAACAAUUAGAUGUUAAAAAAGCUCUGCCUAAAGAUGGCUCUGACCAGCGAGGUGGUGGUGGCGGCAGACAAGGACAGAGAAGAAAUGAUAAUUGGGGUAAUUCUGGAGGUGGCUAUGGAGGCAACCAAGGAGGUGGAUGGAACAAUUCAAACCCAUGGGAUAACAACCAGGGCGGUUGGGGAGGGAGCCAGGGCAGUGGGGGAUAUGGUGGUGGGAACCAAAGAGGAGGCGGUGGUGGUGGUUGGGGUGGCAAUCAGGAGUUUGGCAACUAUGGCCAACAGAGUUACAGUGGUGGCCCCACUAGGAACCAGCAGUACAGCAACAACAGAGCUGCGCCUUACAACAUGAACCAAGGGGGUGGUGGAGGUGGCUAUGGCAGUGGGGGGAACUAUGGAGGGGGACAAGGCAGAGGUGGACGCUUCUAAAACAUGUUUCGUGCUAAGUACACUAGUAGAGCAGAGUAUUCGUGUCCGCUAGUGUAGGCAGUACGCUCCGGAGCACUAGUUACACCUCUGGUCUACUCGAGACCACCUAGGAGAAGCCGUCAGGAACCGAUUAACCUUAGUUUGAAGCUCGUUAUCUUUAGACAAAUAUGAAUAGAUUAUUUAUAGAAUAUGUACUGAUGUAAUUUGGUCUUCUAUUUAUUGUAGUACUUUAGGUACUUACCGUGACAUAUUUUUAAGGUUCUACAUAGAUUGUGAAAACAUUUUAUACAGAUAUUUAAGUACAACAUAGGAUAUUAAUAUGUAAUGACUCAAGUCCCUUUAAUGAUGCUAGGUUAAUAAAAUGAACAUUAAGUUGAAUUAAGAAUAAGAAAUAGAUCAUGAUUACUUUUAAUUUCUGACUUAUUCAGUAUUAAGUUCUCAAAUAGAUGUUAUUUGAAAUUUUAGGUAUAGUCCAGUUAUGACUUAUAGGAUAAUUAAAUGUAUAAAUAAAAAUUUCAUACAAAAGUUGUAGGGUUGUUUCUUUAGAUUUGUACAUAUACCUUUUUAUUUUAUUUCUCGUUGUUGCUGCAUGUCUUAUUGUGAUGCAGUUUUUUUUUUUCAAAUUAAGAUAUUUGUAGUGUAUGUCCUUGCUGACAUAACAUUUUAAAUAAAAAUUGUGACCUCCAUGUUUUACGUUUGUAAAUUAAUGAUUUCGAAUCUGAUGGAACUGAGAAAUGAGCUUGAUUUCAAAAAGUAGCUCGGAACUGUAUUGUGAAGCCUAUUUUAAUGGUUUUUGCUAGUAAGAAGACUCGAUUCUUUUAGGGUCAGUGUAAAUCAAAAAUUAAAGGGAAAUUUAAUAUUCUUGAUUCA